Protobothrops mucrosquamatus (brown spotted pit viper) is the source of this 1164-nucleotide messenger RNA. It is a transcript of the gene WDR74, whose product is annotated as WD repeat domain 74. Bases 1 to 1164 code for a protein of 387 amino acids. The record is from RefSeq and is a predicted model, not a curated record. Gene Ontology annotation, biological process: ribosomal large subunit biogenesis. Gene Ontology annotation, molecular function: protein binding. The transcript has 11 exons. NCBI's taxonomy places the organism in Eukaryota, Metazoa, Chordata, Lepidosauria, Squamata, Viperidae. Gene Ontology annotation, cellular component: preribosome, large subunit precursor; nucleolus.
AUGGCGUCUCCCGCGCGGGACAGCCACGUGUGGGUGGGCUCCGAGACGGGCAUUUUGAAAGGGGUCAACCUGCAGAAGAAACAGGCCACAAACUAUAGGAUGGGGGAAGCAACGCUCAGUCGACAAGAAGCCGUCACUGCCAUGUGUUGGGGAGAUCCGUACGAAUCAGAGAUCUUUGUGGGAAGCCUCGACGGGUCCGUUCGGUUAUUCAGUACCGAGAAGGGCAAGUUUAUUGAAUCCCGAGACUGCCAGGGAGGUGAGGGACCUUUUUGUGGCUUAGCUAUCCUGGAGGGUUCCCUUAUCACCUGUGUGGAGUCGGGGUUGAUGAAAAUCUGGCGGGAUUCCUCCUCAGAAAAUGUGGAGGUUCAGGUGGGGCCCGGCGUCUGCCGCAUGAGGCAAAGCUCCGAACAGCCCCACCGUAUCGCCACGGGGGGGAAAGAGAAUUGCCUGAAAAUAUGGGACCUGCACCAGCCUCAGGAACCGGUUUUCCGAGCCAAAAACGUGCACCAUGAUUGGCUUGACCUGAGGGUACCUAUCUGGGACCAGGACAUGGAAUUCUUGCCUGGAUCUGAGAAGAUUGUGACCUGCACCGGACAUCACCAGGUCCGGCUUUACGAUCCCAGCUGCCCCCAGCGCCGUCCCGUUUUGGAGGUGACCUUUGGCGAAUACCCACUUACGUCCCUCUCGCUCACCUCCGAUGCAAACGCUGUUGUCGUUGGCAGUUCCCACGGAGACGUUGCGGUUAUAGAUCUACGGCAAGGGCGUUUGGUGAAGUGCCUCAAGGGUUUCGCUGGGAGCGUCCGCGCCAUCCGGUGUCACCCUACGCUGCCGGUGGUCGCCUCGUGUGGAUUGGACCGUUUCCUUCGGCUGCACAACCUCCACAGCCAGCGUUUAGAACAUAAGGUUUAUCUCAAAUCCCGAUUGAACUGCCUCUUGCUGACCACUCGGGAAAAAUGGGAGAGCGAGGACCUUGAGCCGUCCAUGAACCUCCCGGACGAGGUGAAAGAGGAAGAGGACGAAUUAUGGAACUCCCUGGAAGUGGUGGCUUCCAAGCGGAAAGCCGAUGAAGGUCUUGGCGCCAGGACGGAAAGUCCCAAACCCUCCAAGGACACGGCCGCGAAAAAGCAGAAGAAAAUGAAAAAGGCCAAAUUAUGUUCGCGGUGA